Molecule: messenger RNA, 7609 nt
Organism: Canis lupus familiaris (dog)
Lineage: Eukaryota; Metazoa; Chordata; Mammalia; Carnivora; Canidae
Gene: SH3D19
Product: SH3 domain containing 19
Exons: 22
Coding region: 15-3233 (1072 amino acids)
Molecular function (GO): protein binding
Source: RefSeq, a predicted model, not a curated record
GCCGCGCCUCGUCCAUGGCUGAGGGCCGGCGGCGGGAGGACGAGGAGGAGGAGCUGCGCGAGCGCCGCGAGUUCGGGGGCCCGCGCCGUGCCCGGGGCCGCGCGCUGUCGGGCCACCCCGCUGCAGAUCGCAACGAACGAAAUAAACCAGAGCACCGUUCUUCAAGCCAAGGACCCUUGUCAUCCAUUAGAGCGGUAAUCAAGAGAUCUUCUCGGACUUCUUUUCAGAGUGAGCUUCAUCGAGAAAGGAGGCGCCCAGAGAUCACCAUUGUGGCAGCUGAGCCCCUGAGGCCGGCCUCGUGGUUUCCAGGAGCCCCACCCCCGGGCCUGGGGUAUCCCCCAUCUUCUGCAGCAGGCCCGUGGAGGCCCAGUGAGCUGGUUCCUGCUGAGCUCCCACCAUCUUAUGAACAAGUCAUAAAAGAAAUCAACCAAGUUCAAGUUAAUACUACGAAUAAUAAUAAUGCUGCUGCCCUUCCAAGGCACACAAUUACUUCUGCAACUCAGACUGACUUUUCAGAAGAAAUAGACAACCACCUGCCUCAAAGUGGUGCAACACUACAGGCACCUCUCAAGCCUCUCCAGCCUUUCCCGGAAGUCUCAGCCAGUGAUCUUCCAACAAAUGUGGCGCCUUUAAUAGUCUUUGAUAAUUCUGAAGAACAGAAUUGCCCAGAGAACUCCAGUGCUACAAGAUGUCCGGUGCCAAGACCAAGAUCAAAAGCCAACCUCAGACCAAUAGCCAGAGAUAGUCACCUUAGGGAGCAAAAUCACCACAAAACCAGCCCUGCGGCUACAGAAAAGGAAUCCUCUCUGAGCCAGCCCCAGUCUCUGUUGGACAGUACCAACAACUUGGAUAGUCAGGCAGUGAUGAACAUUAUGAACACAGAACGAAGCCAAAAUACUGUCGUUUCAAGAAUUAAAGCAUUUGAGGGUCAGACAAAUAAAGAAACCUCGGGACUCCCCGCAAAACCAGAAAUUGCACCCCGCACACUCCCCCCAAGGCCUGCUGCUCCCUCAGGGAAACCUUCAGUGGCCCCCAAGCCAGCUGCCAACAGAGCUUCUGGAGAAUGGGACUCCUGGGCUGAAAACAGACUCAAGGUGGCCUCUAGGGAAGGACUCACUCCACACUCUCCACCGCAAGAAGUAGGGAGCAUCCCAGUAACCAAACCUGUAUUGCCAAAGAAACCAAAUGCUGGCCUUAUACGAAGUGUUAAUCAUGAAAUUCUGGGAGGAGGGCCCAUGGCUGAGAGCCCUGACGGUGGGAAGAAAGUCCCAACUCCUGCUCCCCGGCCUUUAUUGCCGAAGAAAUCAGUUUCCUUGGAAAACCCCAACCCUACAACUUUGCUGAAACCAGUCACCGUUCCUCCCCGACUCUCAGUGGCAUCACAGGCCAAAGCAUUCAGGUCACUGGGAGAAGGGCCCCCAGGCAACUCCCCAGCUCCAGCUGUGCAAAGCAAGCCUCCAGGGGACAUUGACCUCAUCAGUUUUGAUGAUGAUGUUUUACCCACCCCAGCUGGGAACCUGGUUGAAGAAUCUGUUGGUUCAGAGAUGGUUCUGGAUCCCUUUCAGCUCCCCAUAAAAACAGAACCAACAAAAGAACGAGCAGUUCAACCAGCUCCCACCAGGAAGCCCACUGUGAUUCGAAUUCCAGCCAAACCAGGAAAAUGUUUACAUGAGGAUCCACAAAGCCCACCUCCUCUCCCUAUUGAAAAACCUAUUGGAAACACUUGCAGUACAGUAUCUGGAAAACUCAGUAAUGUUGACAGAGCAAGAAACAUGGAAUCUGAUCACAUGGGUCAAACAGGAGGCUCUGUGCGAGGACCCCCAAGGUUGCCACCAAGACCUGUAAAUGGAAGAGUUACACCAGCUAGACAACCUCCUCCCAAGGGAGCCCCUGAGAGACCACCUCCCCCCAAACUUUCUGCAGCCAGAGCAUCAAAUAAAAAACUGCCUUUAAAUCGGUCUUCUUCUGACAUGGAUCUUCAGAAAAAGCAAAGUAACUUGGCAUCUGGACUCUGGAAAGCCAAGAGUCAAGUCUUUAAAAACCAAGAUCCGGUGCUGCCCCCUCGCCCCAAACCAGGACACCCUCUCUACAGGAAAUACAUGCUGUCUGUGCCUCAUGGAAUUGCCAAUGAAGACAUUGUCUCCCAAAACCCUGGAGAACUCUCCUGUAAGCGUGGGGACGUACUUGUGAUGCUGAAGCAGGCAGAAAAUAAUUACUUGGAAUGCCAAAAGGGACAAGAUAUUGGCAGAGUUCACCUGUCUCAGAUAAAGAUUAUCACCCCACUUGAUGAACAUCUUAGAAGCAGACCAAACGAUCCAAACCAUGCUCAGAAGCCCGUUGACAGUAGUGCCCCUCACGCUGCUGUUCUUCAUGACUUCCCAGCAGAGCAAGCUGAUGAUUUGCACCUCACUUCUGGAGAAAUUGUUUAUCUUCUGGAAAAAAUAGACUCAGAUUGGUAUAGAGGGAGAUGUAGAAACCAGACUGGCAUAUUUCCUGCGAACUACGUCAAAGUAAUUAUUGAUGUUCCAGAAGGAGGAAAUGGGAAAAGAGAAUCCAUUUCAUCUCAUUGUGUUAAAGGCCCAAGAUGUAUCACUCGGUUUGAAUAUAUUGGAGACCAGAAGGAUGAGUUAAGUUUCUCGGAGGGAGAAAUUAUUAUUCUCAAGGAGUAUGUGAAUGAAGAAUGGGCCAGAGGAGAACUUCGAGACAAAACUGGGAUUUUCCCCCUUAACUUUGUGGAACUUGUGGAGGAUCAUCCCACCUCUGGUGCAAGUAUUUUAAGCACAAAGGUACCACCCAAGACCAAAAAAGAAUAUUCUGGUGCAAAUUCUCAGGAUAGUAGUCUUUCUGGAGAAUGGUGUGAAGCUCUUCACAGUUUCACAGCAGAGACCAAUGAUGACUUAUCCUUCAAGAGGGGAGAUCGGAUCCUGAUCCUUGAGCACGUGGACUCCGACUGGUACAAGGGCAGACUGGGGGACAGGGAGGGGAUCUUCCCAGCAGUCUUCGUGCGGCCCUGCCCAGCUGAGGCAAAAAGUACGUCUGCUUUAGCAAUGAAGGGGAAGAAGGCCAAAGCUUUAUAUGAUUUCCACGGAGAGAAUGAAGAUGAGCUUUCCUUCAAGGCUGGAGACAUCAUAACAGAGCUGGAAUCUGUAGAUGAUGACUGGAUGAGUGGAGAACUAAUGGGAAAAUCUGGAAUAUUUCCCAAAAACUAUGUUCAGUUUUUACAAGUCAGCUAAAGUGGAGGAAAAAAUACAAAGCCUAAGUCAGAACAACAGCACCAUCUACGGGCCUCUCUCCUAAUUGCAAGCUCAUCCUGUUAAAUGACGGAAGGGUCUGCAGACCAGAACUCAACCUGCACAGGUUAAAUGAUUUAUUUGCCUAAGGUCAUACAGGGACGGCGGAGCAAAACAUAGCUGGCUCUACUGAUUCCCAAUUGAGUAUCUUUUUCCAUUUGUGAUGCUAAAGUGAAACAUUUCUGUUCAGCAAUUAAACAAGUAGAUUUGAUCUGAUUUAUUGUUCUGUAAACAUAACUUCUCAGGUAUAAUACUUGUGGUUAGAAUGAAUUGCAGAGAAUUAAAGUCUUAAAUUUCUCUCUCUUCAAGAAAAAAAUUCCUGCUUAGUUUCUCAGUUUUGUGUAGGCAAUUUGUAUAUUGAUUGAUUACCUAGAAACUCAAACAUGAACUGAUCUAUUGAUGGGGAUUCCUUUUUGCUUAAUAGGGAAUUUAUGAAUGCUUGAAACAUUAGGUCAUGAAAAAGUAUGUCUGUAGGGCUGUGUUCUUGGUUGGAGCAAAAAAUUCCUAACUCUAGGUUUUCAUACACAUAUAGUGCAAAACACUGGGUUUUUGUUUUGUUUUGUUUUGUUUUUUAGUAUUUUGGAGUCUAAUAGAUUAACUCAGGCAAUGUUAAGGUAAUAAAUUUAUAUUUCAGAGUCUGGGAUAUAUCCCGAACUUUUUUUUAAAAAGAAACUAUAUGUAAGCCCUGGGUUAUUUAUUUUUCUUCAAAUACUGUAAAUUGGGCAAUAACUCAAUGAAGUAUUUUUCAGGAGAAGUAUCGAUUCUAAUUCAUAAUUUAGAAAGGAAAAUCAUCUAUUAAUUAUCUGUCCUCUUUUAACAGAAAUCAACUGAGACUCUUAAUACCAAAAUACCCAUAUUUAGUUCUUCUUUACAAUUAAAAUUAAAAGGACAGCGACAUUUAUUUCUUCAAUCAUAUCUAAGUUUUUUUAUUCAAUAGAGCACUGACUCAGAGGACCACGGAGGCCCACCACAUUGUUUCCCAAUCCCAGGUAGCCUAUGACUGAAGAGCAGAGUUGUUAAUUCCAAACAGCAUCAGAGCAUGUAACUAAGCGUUCAAUGCAGUACUCUAGGAUUGCUUUGUACAGAUUCAGUUCUAGACCACUGCAAUAAAAUGAAUAUCACAAUAAAGCAAGUCAGAUGAAUAUUUUGGUUUCCCAGUACAAAUAGAAGUUCUGUGUACACUAUACCGUAGGCUAUCAAGUGUGCAGUAGCAUCAUGUCUAGGAAAAAAAAAUUUACAUACCUUAACUUUAAAAUACUUUAUUGCCAAAAAAUGCUAACCAUAUCUGAGCUUUCGGCAAGUUGUAAUCUUUUCGCUGACAGAGGGUGUGGCCUCGAUGUUGAUGGCUGUUGACUGACCAGGAAGGUGAUGCUAAGGGCUGGGGUGGCUGUGGCAGUUUCUUAAAAUAGGACAACAGUGAAGUGUGCCACACUAAUUGACUCUUCCUUUCAUGAACAAUUUCUCUGUAAUGUGAUGCCAAUUAAUAGCAUUUUAUCCACAGUAGAACUUCUUUCAAAAUUGGAGCCAGUCCUCAAACCCUGCUGCUGCUUUAUCAACUAAAUUUACAGAAUAUUGUAAAUUCUUUGUUGUCAUUUCAACAGUCUUCACAAUAUCCUCAUCAGGGGUGGAUUUCAUCUCUAGAAAUCACUUUCUUUGCUCAUGAGAAGCAACUUCUCAUCCCUCUAAUUUUUACCAUGAGAUCACAGCAAUUCAUUCUCUUGCUUUUCCCACCACAUCUGCGGUGACUUCCUCCACUGAAGUCUUGAACUCCUCAAAGUCAUCCUUCAAGAUUGGAAUCAACUUCUUCCAAACUCCUGUUCAUGUUGAUAUUCUGACAUCUUCUCAUGAAUCAUAACUGUUCUUAAUGGCAUCUAGAAUGGUGGAUCCUUUCAGAAGAUUUUCAAUUUACUUUGACCAGAUCCAAUAGAGGAAUAAGCUAUCUAUGGCAGUUGUAGCCUUAUGAAAUAUAUUUCUUAAAUAAAAACACUCAAAAGUUGAAAUUAUUCCUUGAUCCAUGGGCCACAGAAUGGACGUUGUGAUAGCAGGCAUGAAAAACGUUGACGUCCACCUCCAUCAGAGUUUUUGGGUGACCAGAUGCAUUGUCAGUGAGCAGUCAUAUUUCAAAAGGAAUCUUCUUCUCUGAGCAGUAGGGCUCAACAGUGAGCUUAAAAUGUUCAAUAAACCAUGUUGUAAACAGAUGAGUUGUCUUCCAGGCUUCAUUGUCCCACUAAUAGAGCACAACCAGAGUAGAUUUACCAGAACUUGUAAGGGCCUAGGAUUUGAGGAAUGAUAAAUGAACACUGGCUUCAAUUUAAAGUCACCUGCUGCAUUAGCUCCCAACAAGAGUCAGCCUGUCCUUUUAAGUUCUGAAGCCAGACAUUGACUUCUCUCUAGCUAUGAAAGUCCUAGGUGGUUGGUGUCUUCUUCCAACAUACACUUUUUUUCAUCUACAUUGAAAAUCUUUUGUUCAGUAAAGUGUAGCUACUUUAAUGAAUUAUCUUAGCUGGAUCUUCCGGAUAACUUGCUGCAACUUCUCCAUCGGCACUUGGUGUUUCACCUUGCGCUUUGAUGUUAUAAAGAUGGCUUUUUACCUUAACCCUCAUGAACUAGCUUCUGCUAGCUCCAGACUUGUCUUCUGAAGCUCCCUCGCCUCUCUCAGCCAUCAUAGAAUUGAAGAAGUUCAGGCCUUCUCUGGAUUAGGCUUUGGCAUAAGGGAAUAUUGCAGAUGGUUUGAGCUUCUAUCCAGACACUCAAACUUCUCUGUGUCACCAGUAAGGCUGUUUCACUUUCUUACCAUUCAUGUGUUUACUGGAGUAGCACCUUCCCUUUUCUUCAAGAACUUACCUUUGAAUUCACAAUUUGGCUAACUUUCAUGCAAGAGGCUUAGCUUUUGGCCCAUCUCAGCUUUCUACAUGCCUCCUUCACUAAACAUAAUCAUUUCUAGCUUUUGGAUUAAAGUGAGAGAGAUGCAACUCUUCCUUUCACUUGAGCACUUAGAGGCCAUUGUAGGAUUAUUAAUUGGCCUAAUUUCAACAUUAUUGGUCUCGGGGAAACAAUGAUAAUAAUAUCAAAGAUCGCUGAUCACAGAUAGCAUUAUAAACAUAAUAAUGAAAAAGUUUGAAAUAUUGCAAGAAUUACCAAAAUGUGGCACAGAGACACACACUGAGCAAAUACUAUUGGAAAAAUGGCACUGAUAGGCUUACUUGAUGCAGGGUUGCCACAGACCUUCAAUUUGUAAAAACAACAAAAAAAACCAAAAAGAGUUUCUGCAUAGUGCAAUGGAAUGCAAUAAAAUGAGUUAUGCCUGUACCGAGGAGACUGUGGUGUCUUCUCUUUAGACAUAUGAAAUGUCAAAGCUAUUAAAUAAAUACACAGUGAUGAAAAAAUUAUCCAAUCUGUUUAUAUAUACAGAGCACUCUAGGGGAAAAUAAAUGUUAGUGAGCAGAGGCCUGCAUCAUUGCUGGUGGUCAGAGGGGUUUGGCUGGACUAUGAGAAGGCUCGUUGUCCAUUACCAUGAGAGAGUUUGGGGCAAGGUGCAAGAGCAACAGAUUAUAGAGCACUAAAGCACCAUGCCUCUAGAAGGCUAACUACUCAGUGGGAGGAUUGCCCCUAUGCAAGUGUGUCAGGGCCGUUCCCACUAGAUAGAGAUGGAUGGCUGCUAAAGCACAUUGUAUUUGAUGGACAUAAGGAGGGACUACUUGAUAAAGAGAAGAAGGGCAAAUGAUAAGGUCAAAGAAACUGAGUACCCCUGGAAAGAUGAAACUCAGAAUUACUCUCACAAAUAGGGCUGCCAGGCAGACCUCAAUACUGAUGAUCCCUACAAGCCAGCAGCCAAGUCACUCAAGCUGGUGCCCAACUGCAGAAAGUAAGGUUUUCUUCUUUAGGAUUUGGUAAUAAGGACCACUGGCAUCAGACCAUAGAUGGCAAUAAUAACCAUAACCACUGGAAUGUUGGACAGUACAAUCAGAUCUAGCCAUGUGAUUUCCUGGGGGUGGUGCCCAAGCCACCAUGCAGAGCCAUACAUGGAGCCAAAGUCCUGAAUACCAUGGCAGCCAAGAAGCCCACGACAGAGAGGUAUGUUUAGAUUUGGUUCCAGACCUAAGUAGGUAGGAAGGAGUAAGUUCAUAGUGUGGGAGGCAUAUCCCAGAAUGGGACAGACACUAAAAUGCCACAUGUCCAUGACCUAGUUGGUUAGAUCCAUUUUUUAAAAAAAUUAGAGCAUAAUUUGCAUAAAAUGUAUAGAUAUUAAGUAUAUAAUUCUGUGAGUUUUGACAAUUCUGUAUACUCAUAAGUAUCAAUAAAUACAUAGAACAUUUCCA